AUGCAUGUGGGCUUGGUGCUUAUCUUGGCUUCGGCCGCGAAGGUGGCUGCGCAGAAGCUUACAGAGGCGCAGCUGGACACCCAAGCCAAAGACAUGGUCGACAAGAUGACGGUGGAUCAAAUUCUUGGGCAAAUGAACCAAAUCGACUUGAGCUCUGCCGACUCUCCGACGAAAGUCGACGAGUUUGCACAGCUGAACGUUGGGUCGUACUUUAACUUUAUUACCAUGGGGCGAAAGGGCAACCGCGUGACGGCCAACACGGACGAAUGGCGGGCCAAACUCACGGAAAUACAAGCGAUUCACAUGAAACGAAAUAACAUUCCGAUGAUUUUCGGCAUCGAUUCCGUCCACGGCGCCACGUACGUCGACGGGUCAGUGCUGUUUCCGCAGAGCAUCAAUACGGCCGCCACAUUCAACCCGGUGCUGGCCCAAGACCUGGGCAAGUACAUCGGCGAGGGACACCAAGGCGGCGGGCAAUCCGUGGAUGUUUGGGCCCACUCUGGACGUAACACGUCACAAGCACUGGCCUCGCGUGUAUGA
Messenger RNA from Aphanomyces astaci, 540 nucleotides. RefSeq lists its product as hypothetical. Gene Ontology annotation, molecular function: beta-glucosidase activity. The transcript has 2 exons. NCBI's taxonomy places the organism in Eukaryota, Oomycota, Saprolegniomycetes, Saprolegniales, Verrucalvaceae. Gene Ontology annotation, biological process: glucan catabolic process. The record is from RefSeq and is a predicted model, not a curated record. Bases 1 to 540 code for a protein of 179 amino acids.